This is a messenger RNA of Entrophospora candida, 3087 nucleotides long. NCBI's taxonomy places the organism in Eukaryota, Fungi, Glomeromycota, Glomeromycetes, Entrophosporales, Entrophosporaceae. The record is from the annotation of a GenBank genome assembly.
AUGGAAGAAAUAGAAACGGAAGAAACAAAUAAGAAAUUAAAAACGGAAGAUUAUAGAAUAAAAGAAAGCUUCAAACAGAAAUAUGAUGACAUGGAAAGAAUGAGAGAUAAAAAACCAAUAAAGGAAAUGACCAAUGAAGAAUUUCUGAGACAAUUCAAAAAUUUACCAGAAAUAAAAGAAUUGAAGGAACUACUUUUAAAAUAUAAGGGGAUAUUUGCAGUAUCAGAAGAAGAUAUGGAACAAAUACCACGAGAAAUAGCAGAAUUUUCAAUACCAUUAAAAGAAGGAAUGCAGCCCAAAGACAUGGAUAUAAACCCAGAAGAAAAGAAAGAUAUAAAAAUACAAGAAUCACUUAAAAAAUGGCUAACGAAUCAGAUGAAAGCAGGAUAUAUACAAAAGGUAGAAAAAGGAGGAAUUGUAGAACGCGUAGAAUUCGCAUGUAAUCUCAUAACUGUAGAAAAGAAAGGAAAAGACGAACUAAGACAUUGUCAAAACAUGACUAGGCUCAAUGAAUGCACAAUAGAUAGAUCACAAAGGAUAGGAUUUCUAGAAAUGCAAUUAAAAAAUGCGGUAGGAUACAAAUACUAUUCGACAAUGGAUAUAAGAAUGGGAUUCAAUAACAUAGGAAUAAAGCCGGAAGACAUAUAUAAAACAGCAUUCAAAUGUAUAUAUGGAAUAUAUGUACAAUUGGUCAUGGGAUUCGGAUAUAAGGACGCACCAACAGAAUUCCAAGAAACUAUGGAAAGAAUAUUCAGAGAAAUAAUAUUUGAAGAUUGGAUAUCGAUCUACAUGGACGAUAUACUAAUAAAAACAAAUUCAACCAGAGAAAUGUUACAAAAUUUAGAAAAAGUAUUUAGACUAAUGGUAAAAGGAAAAAUUAAAGCAGAUCCAUCAAAAUGCGAAUUUAUGAAAAGAGAGGUAAAAAUUUUAGGAAAAUUAGUAUCAGAAAAAGGAAUGAGAAUACCAGAUGCUUAUUUAAAAGCCUUAGAAGACUGGAAAUGGCCAGAAGGAUUAGAAAGUUAUAACGGAAGAAUAACAUGGAUGAUGGAUUUUGUCCAAGAUGCACAGGAAGAUAUGUCAAUAAUACGAAGAGUCAUAAAUGAGGAAAAAACAGGACCUGUAGAUUACAAGGAACCAAAAAAGGCAUUUGAACGACUUAAAGAAAAGAUAAGAAAAAGAGUCAUAUUAGGAAAAGCAGACUAUACAAAGAUAAUGAAGUUAUCUUGCGAUGCAAGCGAUAAUGCACUAGGAGCAGUCUUAUAUCAAGAUAAGGAGGAAAAUGAUGAAAAAGAAAAAAAAAUAACGAGAAAGGAAAUAUUGGGAUUCUAUUCAAGAUCAUUUAAUAACUUACAAAAAGGAUAUUCAAUUCCAAGAAAAGAAUUAAUGGCUAUAAAUGAAGGAAUAGAACACUUUUAUGCAGAUCUUAGAAUAUCUAAAGAAGUGCAAAUUCUAACAGAUAGCGCAAUUGCAUAUAAACUACAUAAAAAUAUAACAAAAGGAAAAAUAACGAAAUCGCCAAAGUUUUUGCCAUUAUUAAUAGAACACAUAGAAUUAUCUAAGCAGAUAAUCUGGAUCAGUAGAGAUAAAAAUAAAUGGUCAGAUCUCAUGACACGAAUAGGACAAGAAGAUAAGAAGAAAUUUGAAAAUGAACAAAUUGAUAAGAUAAUAAACAAGGAAAAACUAGAAAUAGAUCAAGUACAAGAUACGGAAUUAUACCCAGGAGGAAAAAAGAUUGAAAAUCCAGGACAGGAAGAAAAGAAAAGAAAGAUGAUGAAAGAAUAUAAUAAACUCCGGAAGGAAAUAAUUGAACAAAAUACUGAGGAAAUAAAAGAAGAAUUCGAAAAACUAAUUAGACUUAAUCGAGAAAUCAGAGAAGUAAACGAGGAAGAAUCAAAUUACGAAAAGAAAAUCGAAAAAAUAGGAAAUCUGAGGAAACAGAAGAAUCUAAUCAAAAAAGAAAUUGUGAGAAUAUCUGAAUCAAGAAAAUUAAAUAGAGAAAUAAUAUAUAAAGAAUUAGAAAAUGGAACAAACCAAUCAAAACCAAGAAUUCAAUCAAAAUGUUCAGGAAAAUCAACAAAUCACGUUUCAACCCGAAGAAUACGAAGAAAUGAAGAAAAACCUCGAAAAGAAGUAAAUCAACAAAUCAUGGAACUAAUGAACCAACAGGAUCGAUUGAUUUAUGAAUUAAGAGAAUUAGAAAACGAGAUUACUGGAAAAGAGCUUCAAAAAGGAAAAGAAAAAAGACGAGAAGAAGUUCGGGCAGAAACCUCUAAAAGAGAACCAUCACCGGGAGAAAUAUGGACUAAAAGAUAUGAAGAAAGGAAUCAAAUCGCAACAAAUAAUACAUACAGAGAAAGUAGAAGACCGAUCCAAUACGAAAAUAAUUGGGAAAGAAGAGGAACUUUCGGAUGUAGUAACUGUGGAGAAACCACACAUGCAUAUGCUAAUUGUCCAAAAGUAAGAUGCGGAGAAUGCGGAGAUCUUGGACAUAUUAAAAAAUUCUGUAGGAAUAAAAAAUGUGAUAAGUGUGGAGAAACAGGGCAUAUCAGAAAAGAUUACUGGAAAGAUGACGGAUGGCAUCGGCCAGGAGAUUAUGACAAAAUAAUAGUAAGAAGAUCGGAAGGAAAAUUACCAACAUUACCAAAUGAAAUUAUUGAAGAAAUAUUAUUAUAUAACGAAAACCAAUAUGAUAAGGAAGGAAGGAAAGAAAUACUAAAAUAUAGAAGAUUAUCAAAAGGAUGGAAUGAAUACCUUAAGAAAUUCAAUGACUUCUCAUUAGUAGAAAGAGAAUAUUGCAUAUUGAAAGAAAAAUUCAAAAAGAAACAAUCAUGUUUAUGUAAUAUAGAUCAAAACGGACACUUAGGAGAAAAAUGUGACCACUGCAUGAAAUAUCUCAAAUUCCUAAAUUUUGAAGAAAAAUUGAUAAUGAAUAAACAACCAGGAUACGGAUCAUGGACCAUAAGAGAAAUAAUAGAAAACAUCAGAUAUCAUAAAACUACCAAUAGUCACGCAAGAAAUUGUAGAACAUGUAAUAUAUUAAAAGAAAGAUUAGACGAGAUAAGAGAAAAAGAUAAUAAAUAUUAUUAA